UUCGUAUUGAAAACCCUCGUGGUAGAAUCGAGUUCCAGAGUCCAUCGACUGGGAAAGCCUAACAACAGCAGUGACAAACCUCGCCCAAUUAUCGCACGUUUCUUACGAUAUUCGGACAAGGAAAUGGUGAUGGAUCAAGCCCGCAAGGAGUUAAAGAGGCAAGAGGACAAACAAUUUUCGGUGUUUGACGAUAUACCAAAGGAACUUUAUGAAACAAGAAAAAGUCAGAUGAAAAAGUUCAAGGAAGCCAGAGGCAAAGGCUGUACAGUUUAUUUCAGCAAAGCGCAACCAGAUAAGUUAUUUGUUAAUGGUAAAUAUAUCCCUGCAAAUGCUCCAUUGACAGAUUUUGUUUAG
This is a messenger RNA of Porites evermanni, 354 nucleotides long. Lineage: Eukaryota; Metazoa; Cnidaria; Anthozoa; Scleractinia; Poritidae. The record is from the annotation of a GenBank genome assembly.